Xyrichtys novacula (pearly razorfish) is the source of this 339-nucleotide messenger RNA. Lineage: Eukaryota; Metazoa; Chordata; Actinopteri; Labriformes; Labridae. The record is from the annotation of a GenBank genome assembly.
AUGCGACCUGAUCAAAAGCCAAGUAAAGUAGACACCCUCAAAGCUGCAACCAAAUACACUGGAUUGCUUGUUGCAGUUCUGCAGGACACUGACAGCGAUGAUGGUGAUGAGACUGAUUUCCUAGAGAAUGCAGUCAGUUGUAGCUGGACUGAAGUCUUGAGCGGUGACCUGUGGAGGAUGGAUGACAUGAACAUGAUAGAGGAGCACACAAAAGAUGGGUUCACUUUGCCUCCAAAACCAGUAAGAGAGGAUGGAGACAUGAGCAGACUGGUGCUGCAACAUUGUGGGAUGCCUUUGUACCAGUUCAUCAUCCAAGUGGCACCUGAUCUGGGCUCAUAG